Messenger RNA from Pipistrellus kuhlii (Kuhl's pipistrelle), 4698 nucleotides. RefSeq names its product SUFU negative regulator of hedgehog signaling (gene SUFU). Bases 212 to 1630 code for a protein of 472 amino acids. Gene Ontology annotation, cellular component: nucleus; cytoplasm. NCBI's taxonomy places the organism in Eukaryota, Metazoa, Chordata, Mammalia, Chiroptera, Vespertilionidae. The record is from RefSeq and is a predicted model, not a curated record. The transcript has 13 exons. Gene Ontology annotation, molecular function: transcription factor binding.
UUGAGCGGCCCGCGGCCCCCCAGGCGCUCUCCGGCCCGCUCGGCGGCGGCCGCGGCCUGGGCGGACGGCUCUCCGUGCGCAGGCGCGGGUCCCAGCCCUCGCUGCAGCCCCCAGCGCCUCUGGGAGUCACACCUCCGGGGUCCGCCCGCCGCCGGCGCGUCAGUGCCCUCGCGCUCGCUCGUCUGUCCUCCCGGGUCCUCCCAGCGCCGGGAUGGCGGAGCUGCGGCCUAGCGGCGCCCCCGGCCCCACCGCGCCCCCGGCCCCCGGCCCCACCGCUCCGCCGGCCUUCGCCUCGCUCUUCCCCCCGGGGCUGCACGCCAUCUACGGAGAGUGCCGCCGCCUGUACCCGGACCAGCCGAACCCGCUCCAGGUCACCGCCAUCGUCAAGUACUGGUUGGGUGGCCCAGACCCCUUGGAUUAUGUUAGCAUGUACAGGAACGUGGGGAGCCCUUCUGCCAAUAUCCCCGAACACUGGCACUACAUCAGCUUCGGCCUCAGUGACCUUUAUGGUGACAGCAGAGUCCAUGAAUUUACAGGAACAGAUGGGCCUAGUGGUUUUGGCUUUGAGUUGACAUUUCGCCUGAAGAGAGAAACAGGGGAGUCUGCUCCCCCAACAUGGCCAGCAGAGCUAAUGCAGGGCUUGGCCAGAUACGUGUUCCAAUCAGAGAACACCUUCUGCAGUGGGGAUCACGUGUCUUGGCACAGCCCUUUGGAUAACAGUGAGUCAAGAAUCCAGCACAUGCUGCUGACAGAGGACCCGCAGAUGCAACCCGUGCAGACACCCUUUGGGGUAGUUACCUUCCUCCAGAUCGUUGGUGUCUGCACUGAGGAGCUCCAUGCAGCCCAGCAGUGGAAUGGGCAGGGUAUCCUGGAGCUGCUGCGGAUGGUGCCCAUCGCUGGCGGCCCCUGGCUGAUAACUGACAUGCGGAGGGGAGAGACCAUAUUUGAGAUCGAUCCACACCUGCAACAGGAGAGAGUUGACAAAGGCAUCGAGACGGACGGCUCCAAUCUAAGCGGUGUCAGUGCCAAGUGUGCCUGGGAUGACCUGAGCCGGCCCCCUGAGGAUGACGAAGACAGCCGGAGCAUCUGCAUAGGCACACAGCCCCGGCGGCUCUCCGGCAAAGACACGGAGCAGAUCCGGGAGACCCUGAGGAGAGGACUUGAGAUCAACAGCAAACCUGUCCUUCCACCAAUCAACACUCAGCGGCAGAAUGGCCUCACCCAUGACCGGGCCCCGAGCCGCAAAGACAGCCUGGAGAGCGACAGCUCCACAGCCAUUAUCCCCCACGAGCUGAUCCGCACACGGCAACUCGAGAGUGUGCAUCUGAAAUUCAACCAGGAGUCAGGAGCCCUCAUCCCUCUCUGCCUAAGGGGCAGGCUCCUGCACGGACGGCACUUUACAUAUAAAAGUAUCACAGGUGACAUGGCCAUCACAUUCGUCUCCACGGGAGUGGAAGGUGCCUUUGCCACUGAGGAGCACCCUUACGCGGCUCAUGGACCCUGGUUACAAAUUCUAUUGACGGAAGAGUUUGUAGAGAAAAUGUUGGAGGACUUAGAAGAUUUGACUUCGCCAGAGGAAGGACUUACCUCAUCCUGGAAAGUCCCUUCACCUCCCCUGGCCUCCUACUAAGCAGCACCCCAGUGGGAUCUGAGCCUUCCUGGCCUUGAUGCCGAUAGUUCAAACUCCCCAAAGAGUACAGCUGGCCUGAGAAGAAGCUGAAAGUCUCCAUCCUGCCUGAUGUGGUGUUUGAUAGCCCACUGCACUAGCCUGGGCUGGGCCCUGCAGGGGCCAGGAGACCCGGCUGCUCCCGGUGACUUCGGUGUAAGCGAGUCCCACCAGUAAAAGGACAGACGUGAGGAUGAGGAGCACCUGCAGGAGCACCUUCAGCCCGGCGGGAUGCCAGGCAUGGGCAGCUGACCUCGCCUCACCUGCGGUGCCAAGCCCACAUGACCAGGCCCUGAUCCCACUGGGUACCGAGUGGGCAAAUGCAAACCUUCCUUUCCUGCUGCCGCCUCAAGUUCUGGUUUGAGAAGCGACUCUGGACCUUCAAUGUGCCCCUCGGUCUCGGGCCGCCUCCUGAGCACCCAGCCGAGCGCCCAGCAGGAAGGAGGUGGGGUGGCCCUCAGGGUUCACUGCCCAGCUCAGCCUGGGAGCCUUGGUAGUCAAGCUCCUCUUGCCACCGAACAAUUCCUCUGAUUGUGUUUGGUUUUCUUCCUCUAUUUUAUUUUGUAGAAACCGAUGGUAUUGUAUUGCUCUUCAGAGAUGUCCAGAAGCUGUGUAUAUAAUGUCUUUUAAACAGAACUUUAUUGCCAGAUGAACUUUCGCAUUCUCUCAGACAAGGGCCUGGGGCUAUCUCCCCCUGAGCCGCCACCAGAGAAGGUAUGGUGUUCACCUGCCUGCCCAGGGCCCUAGCAGCCAGCUUCAGAGAGAGGCUUUUCUCCCCGGUGGGCCCGGUGGAGCCUGUGGCAGGGGAGAGCUGACACUCCCCCAUGAAGCCCUGAGCCCACUUUGCUGGCCACGAAGGAGUGCUGCGGCUUCCCAUUAGAGGACAUCAGGACCUCAGAUACUGGGUGGCCUCAGCCUCAUCUUCCAGGCUUGCCUGGGAGCGGGUGAGGCCAGCGCCUCCCAGAUCAUCCCCACCUGCCACUCAGGGUCUGGGUCUCCAGCUCUUCGACCACUCCCGCCCCAUUUCCUCAGCCCCUGGCCUCCCAGCCUCCAGGCUGCAGGACUCUGGCUUCUUAACCUCUCAACGUCUUUCACUUUGAUUUUGCAAACACUGCAUUCUACCGCUCUUCUGUCCUCCCUGCAUCCGUCCAUUUCUCAUCCUUCACUCCCCAUUCCUGUCCUGCCUCUGGGCCUCGGUCCCUUGCCCCAGUACUGCAGUUCUCAUGGUCUUCCUCCCAGAAGCCAGUCUGUUUCUGGCCUGUGAUUUUGGGGUCCCUCUUAGAUGAUCUCCCACUCUGUCCUGGAAUCAGCAAGCCCCGUUCAUGCCCUUUACCCCCAACUCCAAGGACUGCUAUUUCAAGAUCAUCCUCCAGGCCUGUCCAAAGCAAAGCCAUUUUGUCUGUCAGGGAUCACAUAGGACUGCUCUGUCCCACCAACACCACGUGCACACCAGGAGGCCAUCGGGCCCAGCAGCCCCCUGAUGGGAGAGCUGCCUCCGGGGGCCAUGAAGACAGCGACCGUCUCUCCAGGGAGCAGCAGUUGGACUUCCAAGGGGCCUGGCCCCUUCUCUGCACACACUCUGAGGGCUACCUGGUUUAUCCCAUCAAACGCAGAGUGUCAAGGCAGACCAGCCUCUGGAGGAUUGGGAGAGAGGGACUCCAGGCUUCCAGCAGCCAAGGUGCAACCUCUGGACCUGACACUGGCAGCAGCUGUGCCUUCUCAGAACUUUUCAAAAGGACGUUUCCCGGCCUCCGUCUGCCACAGCAUCUCUGCCUUUGAAGCUCUUGUCUUCUGAUGCCUUGUGGCCAAAGAGGUGCCAUCGCCUUUCCUCCUCUCCUGCCACCUGACCUGCUCUCCACCAGUUCUCCUUCUGGAACCCUGCCUCCACCUGCCUGGUUUGGCGACGGGGAGGGGCUAUUUUAUAAGCUUUGUCAUCAGUAUGGGAGGCAGUAGGUGAGCUAUGAGCCCGUGAAGCCUGUGGCCCCUGCCUGCCUCAUGUUGGGAACCUCCCAGGUCAUGCUGGGGCCAGGCCUCCAUUUCCUUUUCCUACAGGGCAGUGACUCUGGGGCAGUGGCAGGGCACCCGCUGUCUCUGACCAGCCCUCCUUUCCCUGUGUGACCAUGCCUUCCCAGGGGUACUCCAUGAAGCUGCCUGGUGAGGGACAAGCAAAGCUGACCACGCACUGUGCUUAGCACAGCGCCUGGAACGUGGUGGCUGCUCACCAAUAUCCCUCCUUCCCCUCCCUGCAGCCCUUCUGAGCCCCGACCUCAUAGUGAGUGGGGAGGUAAGAAGCUUCCCUCUUUCAUCUGCCUCUUCCACUGGCCUCCCUGAGAUUUGCCUGGCUCUACCCCACCCUCCCAGUCCCUGGUGCUAGGAAGGGGCGCCCCAUGCUGUUUGCCUGCUACACAAGGCAGACUUCUGUGGCUCCUCAAGUCCAGUAUGGGAUGUGAGAGGACCACAGACCCAGCUGCCACUUGGAGGGGGUGGAGAGGCUCAUGCAAGCUCUCGGAUCUGGCCAGGGAACUGGCACUUCCCUGUCCUCUUCCUGUUCCAGAGGCCAGGCUCCCUCUCUGGGACUGGGAAGCCUUGGGGAGAGUCUAAAAGGGCUAGAAUGUUUUAAAAAUAAACACAGGGUCUUGGGCCUGGGUUUUGAGAUUGAGUUGAGCAGGAAAAAAGCUGAAAGUUGGUGCCCCUAUGGGGCAGACCAGUAGAAAAUCCCUUGACUAUUUUUUUAUUGGAUUGUGUUUCCUCUCUAGCUUCCAGGUCCUCCGUGCCAGGUGAGGUACCUGGGUCCCUAUAAUAAGUCAGGAGCCCUAUAGAGAGAGCCCUCCUUUUGUAUAAGUACCUGAAUGCUGCAAUAAGCAGACUUUUGUAAAAUUUUCAUUAGUUUCUAAUGUCAUUGGCGACUCGGUUCCUAGGGGCUGCAGCCAGCCAGGAACUUUUGUAAGAACGUGGCUGCCUCACUUAGAUGUCGUUUCCUUCGUGCCCCUCUUCCUCUGUGUAAUCUAAGUGCAUUAAACAGGUUUGCAGAA